Molecule: messenger RNA, 312 nt
Organism: Cladophialophora immunda
Lineage: Eukaryota; Fungi; Ascomycota; Eurotiomycetes; Chaetothyriales; Herpotrichiellaceae
Exons: 1
Coding region: 1-312 (103 amino acids)
Source: RefSeq, a predicted model, not a curated record
AUGCCGGCGACCCGGAAGAUAGAUCGAACAACACGCGGCGGCAGAGCUGAACAUCGGGAGGCUGUAAAGGCCGAACAACGGUUGACUGAAGGCCUGAAGAAGGACAAAAAACAGAGAUCCGCCAGUGAUGGGACGGGCAAGCCCGCGCAGAAUAAGCUCUCUCGACUGAUGGCUAUUGAGCAAGAGCCGGAGCCGACACUAGAGGACGCAAACGAAGAGUGUCUUCAGGAAAUGAUGGAUAUCCUGACAAAGUCGACUGAAUGGAGAGAAGAGCCAAAGGUCCGAGCAAAUACAUCGGGCUUCCAAGCAUAG